Molecule: messenger RNA, 1365 nt
Organism: Hemibagrus wyckioides
Lineage: Eukaryota; Metazoa; Chordata; Actinopteri; Siluriformes; Bagridae
Gene: nrarpb
Product: NOTCH regulated ankyrin repeat protein b
Exons: 2
Coding region: 481-816 (111 amino acids)
Cellular component (GO): cytoplasm
Molecular function (GO): enzyme inhibitor activity; protein binding; phosphatase regulator activity
Source: RefSeq, a predicted model, not a curated record
GUGUCCAUUGUUAUUGAAAUGAGCUGAACAGAGGGAGUUGAGGAAGAUCAGCCAAAGCUGGGGAGCUACACAGUGCACACACAGGAGCAGGCGCAGGGUGGCCGCGGGGUAAAACUUCUCACCACGCACACAGACUUAGGGUAAAUCGCAACAGUUUGAGGAUCGGGUCGGACUCCUGGACUCCGCUAUGGGCUGCUGAAGGGGCCGAUGCUCGCUGGAUAGUCUGAUGAAACUUGUGAAUUGUAGGCGAGGAAGACAUUUCUAAACAUCAGUUUUCUGAACAUUUAUCCUGUUAUCCUGUAAAAAAAAAUAGCUUUUGGGGGUAUUCCUACCGACUAAGUUGCAGGGACAUUGCGGAUUAUACUUUCAUCCAAAAAAAAGAGAGAAAAGAACAAGAACAAGAGGCGAGAGCACGCAAGGAAGGCAACUGGUUCCGGUCCGUUUCCGGUCUGUUUCCGGUGAGGUUUACCUGCUGAGAGCAUGAGCCAGGCGGACGUGAGCUGCUCGGCGCGUCAGCGCGUCUUCCAGGAAGCCCUGCGCAAAGGCAACACGGCGGAGCUGCACUCUCUGCUGCGCGGCAUGACCAACUGCGAGUUCAACGUGAACUCGUUCGGACCCGAGGGUCAGACGGCGCUGCACCAGUCCGUCAUCGACGGAAACCUCGAGCUGGUCAAGUUGCUGGUGAAGUUCGGCGCAGACGUGCGCCUGGCGAACCGGGAUGGCUGGAGCGCGCUGCACAUGGCGGCUUUCGGAGGCCACCAGGACAUCGCACUCUACCUCAUCACGAGGGCCAAGUACUCAUCCGGAGCGCUCUGAGAAAAGCAAGAAAAUGCAGAAAAAAGCCGGACAUUAGAGCAGUUUUUUUCUUUCUUAAACCUGGUCCUGGAGUGAAGCCCUAAUCUAGAGCCGCACGAUAUAUCGCUUGUUCAUUUUUUUUUUUAACGCGAUCAUAGCUUUUGCGAUACUUAAUAAUCAUAAUAAUCUGCCCAGAUCGGAAUGACCGUUUAUACACUCAUCUCAAUCACAUGAAAGCAUUCAGAAUAUCAAGCAAUGGUCAUUUAGGACCAAUAAUUCUAUGUAAUCAACUCCAUUACAACAGAUUAAUCUAUCAGGUGGUUAUUUUCAUCUGAGCAGGAUUUUAGAGUAACACAACGCAAUGUGGUAAGACAGGCUGCAGCAUUCGAAAAGAAAACUUUAGAAACUUUUACCAAACCAUCUUGUGACCACCCUCAGAAGAUGAGAGUUUCUCCAACAGAGGUAACACCGUGCCAUAUCAGUGGUUCACCAAUGUGUGUGUGGGUUUUUUUUUCUAUGUAUUGCAAUCACAAAAUGUAGCAAUAUGUGUAUAUAUAUAUAUAUAUAUAU